Magnusiomyces paraingens is the source of this 2274-nucleotide messenger RNA. RefSeq lists its product as uncharacterized. The coding region runs from base 1 to 2274 and encodes 757 amino acids. Lineage: Eukaryota; Fungi; Ascomycota; Dipodascomycetes; Dipodascales; Dipodascaceae. The transcript has a single exon. The record is from RefSeq and is a predicted model, not a curated record.
AUGAGGUCUCCGAUUCGGCUUGAAUGCCCAACAUUCUCCGAGUACAAUGACCUCGGAACCAGCCCAACCUCCUAUCUUUCACUGCUAACAAGCGGCUUAAUAUCCAAUACCCAUCUCAUCAUGAUGCUGUACCAGAAAAUUAGAUACUCUCGUUACCUUCGUGAACAAAUGGUUUUUCAAUUCGUUGUUCCUGGAGCUAGGCCUUCAGCAACACAUGAGCGCAUUAAUGCAAUGGUAGUCCCUGCAAAUCUUUCUUGCAACAUUAGUAAUGGCCUUACCAACAAUAAUAGCCCGACCACAGGUGAAGAUUCCGAAAAUAAUUCAAAUCGAGGGUUUUGGUUUGAAACAAGACCACAUCUCGAGCAUUGUCUUCGCAGUUCACAAAUGAACAUCAAUUUCAUAUCUGCCUGUCGCACCGGCACCAACUUAGAUGCUCACUUUUUUUUCCCCAUGUCUUCUCCUCACAGCUCUCACUGGACCUUAUUUUGGAUGGUUUGUACAAGUUCGACCAAUUCUGCUGAAUUUUUCUACUUUGAUCCGGCCCAAAAUCAUAUUGACAUGGGUCCUACCCCCUUGACUGAAGUGAUACCAUAUUCUGUCUUUAAACACUACUACGAGUGUAUUGGAUUUGUUUACAAUUUUAUGCUUGACAGACAGCUGGAUGCAAAUACCAUGAGAGUGUCUCGGCGUACUUUUUACCAACAGUCGGAUGCUCCUUACAACAGUGGGCCAUCCACAGCUCUUAAUAUAAUACACGUAUUAUCUAACGUAUGCUUUAGGCAAAUCGACGCCAAACUGAUACCACCUGUGGAUUUUCAUAAUUCUAACCAGGAAGCUGAACAUAUACGUAAAGAUCUCAUUGUAUACUUUACCCUCCGCGAACAUAACUUUGAGGCUCCCAUUCCAGUUUUAAUUCCUGCACCCAAAUCUCAUGACAGAGCAGACGGAAGAGGGAUCAAGAGCCAUAGAAAAAAUAAUAGCAGUAGUGGAAGUAGUAGUAACGGAAUCACUCAAGGAAAUUCGUGGCAGGCAAUAAACCAUGAAGUCCCAUCGACUUUACAACCUUUAUCAACUAUACAGACGUCAGCAUUGUUACCGCCACCCCAACAACAACAACAUCAGCCACAUCAGCAACAGCAACAGCAUCAGCAGCAGCAGCAGCAGCAACAACAACAACAACAACAACAGCAACAGCAUCAACAACCACCUCGAUUACCGCCUUUAGAGAAAAAACGAAGAACAAUUGAACAUACCCCAUCACCUCCUAAAACCCUAACUACUACAGAAACCAAUCCUCCUUCUCGUACUAAAGCCAAUGACAUAGUGAUACCCGAGAGAGACAAACGACCGGAGCCUGCCGUCAAGUUUUGUUAUGAGUUUCGAGAGGCUUUCCCCAAAAUUAUCGAUGCAAUUGCUACGGAAAACUUAAUUCUUUCCACCAUCCAAACAUUUUUGGAUAUGGCCAAGGAGACUGCACCUCAUUAUGAAUUUAUUUCAAAGCUUUCCAAGGUGCGAUUUAGGCGGUUGAUGCGCCAAUGGACCAACACGUUUCCUCCAGAUAUUAUUGCUCUCAUGGAACUUAACAUUAUGGGGAAAACAUUUAUGCCUAUCGAGUAUAUGGAACUGGCAACGAGGCAGGUUAGUGAUAGCAUUUGGGUAACACCAGCUCAAUGUUUUGAGUGUCUGCGAGACAUUUUCAUAAACAAGGUGUAUUUCCCGGAGGCCUUUUUACGUGAACAUGGUCGAGAGAUAUUUGGAGCAGAUGUGAAGACUCUUGAGCAGGCUCAGACGCGUGUGAUUGAAGCUUUGGAUUCCAAUCGGGAAUGUUUUUUGUCUGCAAUUGAAUGGCCUCCCAAAUACACACGUAACUAUACAUCUGAUGGCAAGAGUCUGUUACGGAAGGACCAUAAUCUUAUUGCAGUAUCACCUGCCAAUGCUAUAGAUCUUAUUGAUUUUUGCUUUGCUCAUGGGAAUUUGUCUAAAGGUCAUUACCGGGACCGUGCUAGUAGGUAUAAGAUUUUGGGGAGUAAACGUUACUACAAGUGUCCUUUUUGGGUUUUGUCGAUUGCCAUCAAGUAUUAUGGAAAACAACAACUUCUUCCUCCGCCACCUCGCUCUGAAGGUCCUUGGAUUAUCGCUGAGGACAUAGAUGGAAGUCCUGCCAAUAGUGGGGCAGAAAAUGAUGAUGUCCAUGAUGAACGACCUCCUCGAAGCUCCAAAACAAAGGGUGAUUUUCGAUUUUACGAUGUCACUACAAAGAAUUUUAAUGCAUAG